CUAUAGCCCAUGAGAGGAUAGGAUCUAACAACCUGUUCCAUGAACCCUGAUUGUGCUCUGUUUGCCUUGUGGAAGUGGCCAGCCGAGUUGUUAUUCUGACAGCAGGUUCAGUACUACCCUUAUACAAAGCUGCACAAUGCAAAGCACUAUAAGAUCAUUCUUCCAGCCCCUGGCACAAACAAAGCCUGGAAAAGAAGCAGCAGAGAGGAAUCACCUGGAAGAGGAGCCUGCCCCCAAAAGAAAACUUGUAGAUUCUGAACCACAGGUAAAUGGUGCAACACACCAUGCAAAUUCCCCAGUGAAUACUGCAGCCCAAGAAACCACCUCCAUUCUUAAAAGUGAAGAGGAUUCUGGGAAACCAAAACAAAAGGAUACAGAGGCAGAUAAUAACAAGCAGGUUUCUGACUGUGUUCCUGAGCAAAAGAUUCCUGCGCAGAGCACCUCACAAAGCACCAGCCCAGCUACCUCUAAUUCACCCUCACCCACCUACAUUCCCCGGCGCAGAACAGCCCGCAAGCAGCUCCCUAAACGUAAAGCAGAGGAAGAAGUCAGCAACCAUGAUAGCAUCCAGCAGGACGUUUGUUCCAAAAGAUGGAAAGGAGAUGAUGAGGAUGGAGAGGGCACAAAAGGGGUGCCAGAUGAGGGGUCCAUCAAGACAGAAGAAAUGGAAGAUGAUAAUUCAGAAGUGGUGCAGGUAAAAAUUGAGGUAGAUUCAGAUGAAGAGACAACACCAGGACCCCCUAAGCCAUCCAGCAAGCCCAUCUCUAAUUUUUUUGCCCGCAAGCAGCUCCCUAAACGUAAAGCAGAGGAAGAAGUCAGUAACCAUGAUAGCAUCCAGCAGGACGUUUGUACCAAAAGAUGGAAAGGAGAUGAUGAGGAUGGAGAGGGCACAAAAGGGGUGCCAGAUGAGGGGUCCAUCAAGACAGAAGAAGUAGAAGAUGAUAAUUCAGAAGUGGUGCAGGUAAAAAUUGAGGUAGAUUCAGAGGAAGAGACAACACCGGCACCCCCUAAGCCAUCCAGCAAUCCCAUCUCUAAUUUUUUUGCCCCUCGGAAAGCCUCUAUAAAGACAGAGAAAAAAGAAGCGCCGGUGAUAGGAGGAAACAUGCCUGCACCAAAGAGCCUUAAUGAAAUUAAUGGCCAUGAAUCUAAUAGCAAAGCUGACUGUUCUGCCAAACCAUCUCUUAUACUUGAGCCUACAAAUUACAACCCAAUGAAGGGAAACUAUCAUCCUGUAAACGAUGCUUGUUGGGGCCCUGGCCAGAGGGUACCAUACCUGGCAGUGGCUCGUACCUUUGAGAAGAUUGAGGAGGAAUCUGCCCGGUUGAAAAUUAUAGAGACCCUGAGCAAUCUUUUCCGCUCUGUGAUUGCUCUGUCUCCAGAAGACUUGCUGCCCUGUGUCUACCUCUGUCUCAACCGGUUAGGCCCAGCAUAUGAGGGCCUGGAGUUGGGCAUUGGUAAAACUAUCCUCAUGAAAGCUUUGGCUCAGGCCACAGGUCGUAAUUUGGACCAGAUCAAGGCAGAAGCAGCAGAAAAGGGAGACCUGGGUUUGGUUGCUGAGAGUAGCCGCAGUACACAGGGUACCAUGUUUGCCCCACCCAAGCUUGGUGCUGCUUCUGUCUUUGGCAAACUUCAGGCCAUUGGCCGCAUGACAGGAACCUCUUCAAUGAACAAGAAGAUUGACAUUAUCAAGACUUUGUUUGUUGCUUGUCGCUAUUCAGAGGCUCGCUAUGUUGCUCGGUCACUAGAAGGAAAACUGAGGAUUGGGUUAGCAGAGCAGUCUGUCCUGUCUGCUCUGGCCCAGGCAGCAUCACUCACUCCUCCAGGACAAAAAUUUCCCCCAGAAGUUGUGGAUGCUUCAAAGGGCAAGUCUGCAGAAGUGCGCAAAAACUGGUUGGACGAGAGAGCAUUGAUUGUUAAACAGGCCUUCUGUGAGCUGCCAAAUUAUGAUACCAUUGUGCCUGUCCUUCUGAAACAUGGUGUGGAGAGUCUGCCUCAUCACUGCAAGAUCACACCAGGGAUUCCACUGAAGCCCAUGCUGGCUCACCCAACAAAGGGAAUUGGGGAGGUAUUAAAGCGAUUUGAAGAGGCAGCUUUCACCUGUGAAUACAAAUAUGACGGGGAGCGAGCACAGAUACACAUCCUGGACAAUGGAGAAGUGCACAUCUAUAGCCGGAACCAAGAAAACAACACAACAAAGUACCCUGACAUUGUCAGCCGUAUCCCCAAGGUAAAAAAGAGCACUGUGCAAUCAUGCAUCUUGGAUGCAGAAGCUGUGGCCUGGGAUCCUGAUUCCAAACAGAUCCAGCCAUUCCAGGUACUCACCACCCGCAAGCGCAAGGAUGUAGAGGCCACAGAGAUCCGGGUGCAGGUUUGUGUGUAUGCAUUCGACAUGCUCUUCCUUAAUGGACAGUCUCUAGUCCGGAAACCCCUAUCUGAGCGCCGGGUUUUGCUUCAUGAUUCCUUCAAUGAAAUUGAAGGCCAGUUCCUGUUUGCAACCUCCAUGGACACUAGUAACACUGACAAGAUAGCAGACUUCCUGGAAUGCUCCAUCAAAGACUCAUGCGAGGGGCUAAUGGUGAAAACGCUGGAAGUGGACGCCACAUACGAAAUUGCAAAAAGAUCUCACAACUGGCUGAAGCUUAAGAAAGAUUAUCUGGAGGGUGUUGGCGACACCUUGGACCUUGUGGUGAUCGGUGCCUAUCUGGGCAAGGGCAAACGCACAGGCACAUAUGGUGGUUUCCUCUUGGCCUGCUAUGAUGAGGAUAGUGAGGAGUUCCAGAGCAUCUGCAAGAUCGGCACUGGAUUCACAGAUGACAAACUAGAAGAACUCCACACCUCUCUCAAGGACCAUGUAAUUCCACAGCCACGACCCUACUACCGCUGGGGUGGAACAGCUGAGCCUGACCACUGGCUAGAGGCUCAGCAUGUCUGGGAGGUGAAGUGUGCUGACUUAUCCAUUUCUCCAGUCCACAAAGCAGCAACUGGUUUGGUUGAUGAAGAAAAGGGCAUCUCCCUCCGCUUUCCCAGAUUCGUACGCAUCCGAGAUGAUAAGAAACCAGAGGAAGCUACUGCCAGUACUCAGGUGGCUGAGUUGUACCGGAAGCAGCAGCAGAUUCUGAAUCAGCAAUCAGUGGAAAAAGGAGAUGAUGAUUUCUACUAAUCCUAUUCAUCUGAUUGUGAAUGGGUUUUUGCUGAACCCCUCUUGGAGUGUGGGUAGAACCUUGGUGCCCUCUUCAAAUUUUAUCUAAUGAAUGCACCCCACCCACUCUGGAGCUGUAGUAGAGAUACAGUGAGGCAUGUUCUGAUAAGGCCUUGCUGCUUUCCCUGCACUUGCCCAAAUGCAGGAAUAUAUUGAGUUGAUGAUGCUCUGUUAAUAAACCCUUGUAUUUUUUUGGUA
Molecule: messenger RNA, 3397 nt
Organism: Lacerta agilis (Sand lizard)
Lineage: Eukaryota; Metazoa; Chordata; Lepidosauria; Squamata; Lacertidae
Gene: LIG1
Product: DNA ligase 1
Exons: 28
Coding region: 137-3160 (1007 amino acids)
Biological process (GO): DNA biosynthetic process; DNA recombination; lagging strand elongation
Cellular component (GO): mitochondrion; nucleus
Molecular function (GO): DNA binding; DNA ligase (ATP) activity; ATP binding
Source: RefSeq, a predicted model, not a curated record